UCUGGGUUGAUUUGUAGAUGUCGCCCCUCGGCCAAGCUUCCGGUCCGACGAGAAUGGGUCGAAGUGUAGAGGCGUCUCGUAAAGCUUUGGGAUGUAGGCGCGGACCUGCGACGUGCCUGUGCUGGCCAGCAGCGAGGCGAUCAACGACAUGGAGAAUGGGAAGGAAGAAGCGAGCACAGUCCCCAAGUCGUACAGCCUUAAGUGCACUUGUUUAACUCCGCACUGUAGUAAUGAAGCACAACUGAGGCCGCUCACAGCCACCCACGAACGCAUUUAAAGAGGCGUUCGCCACACCUACGUGGCAGAGGCACGGAAGGCCAACCAAAGCGAAUCCAGCCCAGUGGCGUUUUCGCGCGUCAAGGAAAAGUCCUGCGGUGGCGACGAAGCUUUUCCACUUCUGACACAUACGCAGGCUUCGCCAAGGUCGAUGGCGGAGCUGCGAAGCUGUCGGGAGAUAAGGAGGGAGCAAAAGCGUCAAUACAUCUUCGAGUCGUGUCGUGCGCGUCUGAGCGUAUAGACGCGCGCAACUGUAGUCGGCACCGAUUUAGGAUAGUCGCAGCACCGACUCGAAAAGGGAUGAGUCAGAUGAUGUCGAGACAAGGCUGCGGAUUAGCGAUAGAGUAUGGGUGGUGGGAGCUCAUCGACGCCGUUUUGCAGUGUGCCUCAGCUCCAACUGCGAGGAAAACCACAAUCGCCACCGUGGCCAAGGAGCGCAGCAUCCCAUGGCAAACUUCAUCUCUCCCUUCUUUCCGAUUGGCACCUACCUGCACCGCUGAAGCUCUGCAAGCAGACGCCACCGGUCAUCGAUUGCUGGCCCGAGUGGCGAUCUAGAUCCCAAAGGCAAUACGACGCCUGCGGCACCGCCACGUAGCGUCUUUCCGUCCGUUGCAGUCUAGAUGUCUUUUAAAGAUGAUUUGCGCCCACACCUUAUCUUUACCGGCAAAGGGGCAAGCAGAGCAUCAAUCGGCGAGCCAUUGCUACAAGGUCUGAAAUAUUCACUCUUGCCUGGCGAAUACUGAGCUCCAUCUCCCAUGCCCUUUGGGGGUCAGUUCAAAACCGAUGCCAAUGAUCAUGUAUUCGCUGUCGCAUGGCCCUUUGUGCACGCUUACCCAACAUCAUUGACCUGAAUGGUUACUAGAGCCAGGUUUCGAGGAUCUGUAGGUCGACGAGCGGUGGUCUCGAGAGAAAUGGUGACGACGACGACGAUGAUGCUCUCGUUCCGGUCCCAAUCUACAAGAGGACGUCUGCGUUGUGAGCAACGUAUGCUUU
Molecule: messenger RNA, 1269 nt
Organism: Ceraceosorus bombacis
Lineage: Eukaryota; Fungi; Basidiomycota; Exobasidiomycetes; Ceraceosorales; Ceraceosoraceae
Source: the annotation of a GenBank genome assembly